GUUGGCUGUGGGCAGACAGGGAGCGUCAGUGUCAUCGGAGGAAGACGCGCGAAGCUGAAGUCAGAAUCUUACUCGAAUGUUCCCGUUCCACCUUAAAUGGUGCAGCGCUUACAUGCGAGGGGAUCUGAGCUGGAACGGGGAAAUAUGAACAAGGAGCAGGAGCAUAGGAGGCUGGCUAGUUCGCUAAGCCUGGUGGGCACCGCAGAUCCUGAGGUUGGCUGUUCGUGAAAACUAAAAACACUCUUUACUGCCGCACACGUCGGGACUGUGGCGAGGACACCGGUCUCAAGCAAACAUGAAUGACUUUGCUGUCCUUAACACUGGGCGAAAGAUGCCUCUCGUAGGUCUAGGGACAUGGAAGAGUGAACCUGGAAAGGUAAAGCAGGCGGUUAUCUGGGCACUUCAGUCUGGCUAUCGGCACAUCGAUUGUGCUGCCAUUUAUGGAAAUGAACCAGAAAUUGGUGAAGCCUUCCAGGAGAUGCUGGGGCCUGACAAAGCCUUGAGGCGAGAGGAUGUAUUUGUGACCUCUAAGCUGUGGAACACACAGCACUACGCAGAGGACGUGGAACCGGCCUUGCUUAAGACCUUAAAAGACCUGAAGCUGGAGUACCUAGACCUCUACCUCAUUCACUGGCCCCAUGCCUUCCAACGUGGGGAUAUUCCUUUCCCUAAAACAGAAGUUGGGGCAAUAUUGUAUGAUGAUAUUCACUACAAAGUGACAUGGGCUGCCAUGGAGAAACUUGUGGAAAAGGGACUUGUGAGGGCCAUUGGACUCUCAAACUUCAACAGCCGUCAGAUUGAUGACAUCCUGUCAGUGGCCAACAUAAAGCCCACUGUUUUGCAGGUGGAGGGUCACCCUUACCUGGCACAGGUGGAGCUACUCGCUCACUGCAGGGACCGGGGGAUUGUGAUGACCGCCUACAGUCCGCUGGGUUCUCCAGAUCGAGCCUGGAAAAGACCUGAUGAGCCAGUUGUGUUAGAGGAGCCAGUCAUUACUGCUCUGGCCAAGAAGUACAACAAGUCUCCUGCACAAAUCAUAAUCAGGUGGCAAACCCAGCGAGGAGUAGUGACAAUUCCAAAGAGUGUGACAGAGUCUCGCAUCAAGGAAAAUAUACAGGUCUUUGAUUUCGCUCUAGAGCCAGAAGAAAUGAACAGUGUGACAGCGCUGAAUAAAGGCUGGCGGUACAUCGUGCCAAUUAUUACUGUUGAUGGCAAGCAUGUGCCGAGGGAUGCAGGACACCCUCUCUACCCCUUCAAUGAUCCUUAUUAACACAUCCUGCUGCAAGACUCUGUGCCUUCCAACCCACUUCAGCUGACCCUUCUGUAUACUGUGUACUGCACAAUAAAUGCUUUUCUUAUUGAUUGGA
This is a messenger RNA of Pygocentrus nattereri (red-bellied piranha), 1367 nucleotides long. RefSeq names its product aldo-keto reductase family 1, member A1b (aldehyde reductase) (gene akr1a1b). The transcript has 9 exons. Gene Ontology annotation, biological process: aldehyde catabolic process. The record is from RefSeq and is a predicted model, not a curated record. Gene Ontology annotation, molecular function: aldose reductase (NADPH) activity. Bases 296 to 1270 code for a protein of 324 amino acids. Lineage: Eukaryota; Metazoa; Chordata; Actinopteri; Characiformes; Serrasalmidae. Gene Ontology annotation, cellular component: cytosol.